Paramecium primaurelia is the source of this 366-nucleotide messenger RNA. The record is from the annotation of a GenBank genome assembly. NCBI's taxonomy places the organism in Eukaryota, Ciliophora, Oligohymenophorea, Peniculida, Parameciidae.
AUGAAGAGAAAAAUAUUAAAGUUCAGAGAUUCAAUGAUGGAAUAAUAAACCUAAUAACAACUUUAACAGAACAUAGUCAUUGGAUUCAUUGUUUAAUUUAUAGUAAGAAGUUUAAUUCUUUUAUUUCAAGUUCAGGUGAUAAUACUAUUAGAUCCUGGAAAUAAAUAAAUUUAAAUGAUUCGAUUAUUUUAAAAUGUCAUUAACACUAAACACAUUGUGUAAUGUGUUUAAUCAUAACUUCAAAUAAUGAUUUGCCUUUUUCUGGAAGUACUGAUAAGUUAAUUAUUGUAUGGAAGGUAGAUUUUAACAAAAAAUGAAUUGUUUCAUAUGUAUUCAUAAAAUAUACACAAUACCACAGUUGUUUGA